AAAAAAAAAAUUCAACCUAAUUAUCCCACAAGCUCCCCUUCCUUGUUCCCCCUUCUCCUUCAUGACAGUCCCCUUCCUAACCCUAACCAAAAGGCCACAGCCCACAACAAUCCAUCCCUCCUAUCCCACCCUCGCCCUAAAACUCCUCUCUCUCUCUCUCUCUCCCCAACUGCACAAACAAUGGCCAAGCUCUGCAAAUCAAUAACAAAUUCAGCCAUAACUAGGUUAGCGAUAGCUGCUUGCGAGGCUGAGAGAGAAAGUGAGAGACUCACUGGAUGAAAGCUAAAAUGGCGGUUCCAGUUCUCAAUUAGUAUGCGUAAAGUAAUCAAAUUGGAGAUAGAUAUUGAUGGCUGGCUCAGUUAUGUUCCGGAGCCUAUACAUAACCCCGGGCCCACACUCUACAAGAUGUUACAAGAAUCAAACCCUAGCUUUCACCCACUCUCAAUUCUUCUCUUUUAAGUCAUUUUUAAGGUUAAAGAAGCAGUCUUUGGUCUCAGCUCUUCAAAUUAAUAAGAGGCAGAGGACUGGGAGGUAUCGCUCUGUUCUUGUUGUGUUCGCUGCACAGCCCAAUUUCUUAAAAGUUGUACGAACAGUUUGGAAGGUUGGGAGAGAUGGAAUUGAGGCAGGAACCAAUCUUGUGCCGGAUUCUGUGCCAAGAUCAAUUGCAAGGGUUUCUUUGACAGUAGUUGCAUUGGCUCUUUCACUCUUUCUACUCAAGUCUUUACUGUCUACAGUUUUCUUUGUGCUGGCUACGAUGGGACUUGUAAACUUUACAUUUAUAGCUUUCAAUAAGGAUGAAGGACCAAAGGGGGGUGGAGGCACCACCUCUACACCAAAGGAGGAGGGGAUGGAGGACAGUCCAGAAGAAGCCAGAAGAAUCAUGGAGAAGUAUAAGUAACAUCCAAUGAUUGUUAACCAAGUAGAAAAUAUUGAUGAAGAUGAUGUUGAUUGGUGCAGUUUUUCGAUUACUGUAGUUUUUAUUUCUUGAUUGGUGCAGUUUUUUUU
Molecule: messenger RNA, 1005 nt
Organism: Prunus mume (Japanese apricot)
Lineage: Eukaryota; Viridiplantae; Streptophyta; Magnoliopsida; Rosales; Rosaceae
Source: RefSeq, a predicted model, not a curated record